UAUUUGUCUACUUUUAAGCUAACUUGCCAACAUUUGGGCAACAUAUUUUGUCAACUAAUGAGUCUCUUGCUUGCCUUGUUUAGUUGUUUUUGUGUUUUCUAACUUCUAAUCCAUCUUUGUAUUAAGUAUUUCUGACUAAUUCUGCUACCUACACGCCGUCACUUUUCCAAUAUGUAAAAUAUGGAGUUGUUUGUCGUAUUCAUUUUUCUUCCAGAAUAACCUAUAGUGUAUUUAUCUAUAGGUGAAACAGGGUUAGGGUGUUUCCCCGGUCACAUCAUCAACCUGCCUUUAAAGCACAUACCUGUUGCAAGAUUAAUUCUAGUGCUUGUCAACAAACAUUAGGAAACUAUGGAAACACAGGUCAGGUGUUACUAUGGCAACCAACGCAGUUUAAAUUCCCCAUACAGGUGAGACAGAGCUGAGAAUCUGGUCUGGUUCUCCUGAGCAGCAAAGAACCGAUGCUGCGUUACAUCUGCGUAGUCACUGUUUUUUCCCCUUGUAUCAUAUAUUAAUGUGUAUUUACUGAGCUAAUCAGAGCUCUUGAACAUGUGACCUGCAACUGUAGUCUAUUUUUUUUUACACAGUCAGGAUUGAAUAUAUUCAUUUUUGUAUUACAUUUUGGGAACUAAUUUAAGUCUUUUUUAAUACAUUUUGGCAAUGCUCAAGUACUCUUGCUAACCUUUAGCUAUAGCCGGACUUUGAAGAUUGUAAACAGUCUGUGGACACAUUAACUUGGGUUUAAUCUGCUGCUCUUAGUACAUGUGAGUGGAGGGUAAAAGUACAGGCAGGCUGUGUUUGUGUGGAAAACGGCUGAUAGUCUGUGACAGGUGCACAGUAAGAGCAGGAGGUCCAGGUCCAGGCGCCUGUCAGAUGCUAAACACACACUCUUUGAUGUGCACUUUGGAUGUGCUGUAACCACAGUGUAAAUCUUGCAUCAAUGGACAGACCCAAUUAGGAUCAUGAGGCCCGAGUGGAUGCAAACUUUUAAAGGUUGAUAUGUAGUUUUUUUGGAAGAGAAUAAUCAAGCAAACAGCAUGUUUUACUUGAUAAACUAAAUUUUCUGCCAGUAUAAAUUGUGGCAAAUUUUGCAUUUGCUGACUAAGUUCCUUUCUCCUGAGAUAAGUCAACAGUUUUGCUUGUCAAAUGAUUCAAACACAUGCUGCUUGGUGCUACUGUUUCUACGUUUGGUUUUUGUGGAGAUGAAGCCUCUUGUUUUCACUGGGUAUUCAUGCUGCAUACCAACAAGACUUAUCAAAGCACCCCGUCUGCCAGAGGAAAAUAUCCAGAUUAUUAAAAAUUCCUAGAUUCUUCUGUAUCAGGUUUUAUUUUGCUCUCAUGCUUCAUGCUGUGGCCUCCUUCUGAAAGAGUUGGAGGGUGAUCUUUGAAGUUCAAACAUUGUGGAGCAAACGGUGAAAAAACAGUUUUUUAACAAUAUAUAUAAAAAUUAGACUUUAUGGCCAAUAAUUCACAGUCUUGUCUAUUUAUGGUUUACUUUUAUCCUGAAUGUUUGGUCAUCUGUUCUUUUGUAUGCCCACAAAAAAUAUGUAACCCAAUCUAUCCUUUAGCCAGCUGCCAGUUUAACGUUACUGAUUUACACAUUCAAAUAGAGAAUACAGGUAAAGUCUUGAGAUUCCUAUGUCUUUACACAUGAACUUGAAGGAGGAAAAGUGAGAGAGGUGAGAGCCUUGGGGGGAGGAGGUGGGGGCUUCACAACAAAACAGCGAGGCCCCCUUGGCACAACUGACUGGAGACCUGCCAACGGCUCACAUUCCUACCCAUUCUGUUGGGACUGGAGGUCUGGAGGUUGGCAAGAGUGGCACCAGGGUCAGUGUAAUUCUGCACGGCUGUGGUACGAAAGCAAAAAGGUGGAUAAGAAGGAUCCAGGUGAGGAGGAGAAGGACGAACAGAAGCAUGGGAAAACGCUGGGCGGCUUUCACUCCUCCCAUGUCCUCAUUGUCUCUUACCGUGUGUGUGAUCGGCUGAAGGGAGGUGCUCAGUGAGGACCGGGGGAGAGAGAGGGAGAGCAAGAGAGAGAGAGCACUGAGGAAAACACAACAUGAGAGACACUGGACUGUGAGCAGAUCUGGAAUGGGGUUUCUUGGUCUUUAGUUUGCUUUUAAGACCUGUCUCUGGGAAAGAAAGACUGUUGGAGUGGACGCAGGAGGCAGGCAGAGGAAUUCCAGGUCACCAAGGUUCCUGUGGUACAACAGAGUCGGCCUGUGCUGGUAUUCCAAAGUCUCACAGCCAUGAGCCUGACAUCAGACUAGAGAAGUGUUUCCGGUAACAUUCUGAGGCGAGUUCUGCUCCCGACAUGGCAUCCCACGUGGAGUUGACCUGUUUGCUCCUGGUGGUUUCUGCGCUGGGAAAGAACUUCCUGGUAUCUGGAGGCUGUUCAGGCAAAUGCUGCAGAGGCAGAGAUAUGACCUGUUCCACCACUGACUGGAGGAUGGACCGCGUUUAUGGGACGUGCUACUGUGACGAAGGCUGUGUUAAGACCCAGGACUGCUGCUUUGACUACUUCACUGAAUGUCCAGCUCAGGACUGUGCAGUGAGCGACUGGAGUUUUUGGAGCGGUUGUAAAAAAAACUGCCAGGCCUCGGAGCGAGUCCGUGUCCGUCAUGUGGAGCAGCCGCCUAGUAACAGUGGAAAACCAUGUCCUGGUCUGGAGCAAAAAGCCGGCUGCAGGGAGUACAGAGAUCGUCAUGGCAACCACUGUGGACUCAACACAGGUCCUGCGUUCAUCACCAGCAUGGAGUUUGGCAGGAGGAGGCCUAAGCAUGACAACUAUGGAAACCCCCUGGAGCCCGGCUUCUGUGUGGAAUUCACGCUGCAGUCCCGGACGCCCCACUGCACUGUGGAGAACCGGCCCCACACUCUUUGGAUGCGCUACAUAACAGAAGGAUUUAAAGUGUGUGUGGCAUGUGAGCCUCCCGCCAUGAGAAACAACAGUAGCUUCUGCCAUGGAGACGGUCAGGAAUCAGACAAAGAAGCUGUGCUCCACUGGGAGGCGGUGGGGAACCCUCGGUGUCGUGGAACGUGGAAGAAGAUUCAGAAAACUGGUGCCUGUGACUGUCCUCCACAACACAGCUUUGUUUUCAUCUGAUCCAAACCAGACUGCUCUGGUGUGGAGUCAACAGCUAAGUCUCACUGCGGACACACUGUCUAAGCCUCACUGGCUUACAAACCCCAGGCUCUUCUUACUGAGAGACUUUACACUUAAUAAUGGUGCAAUAUGCAUUUGGAUAAGUCUCUUAUACACUUCAUUUAUUUUCAUAGUAUUUCAAUAGCAGCAUAUUAUGUGACAAUACAGUAUUUCUUCAUGUCAACAAGAGGUGAUGCAAACAUCAGUAAAGCAUGUAUAAUUUUUAUUUAAAGAAAAAUAGAUAUAUCAAAGUCAAUAUCUAUAAAUGCUAUUUAUCAUAAUUUUGAAAUAAAGAAAAACGUAUUUGAAACAUUAUUUACAAAAACAAAACAAAAAAAAAAUUAUCAACAAAUGUUUCAAAUCAACUGAAA
This is a messenger RNA of Cynoglossus semilaevis (tongue sole), 3513 nucleotides long. RefSeq names its product somatomedin B and thrombospondin type 1 domain containing (gene sbspon). The transcript is spliced from 5 exons. Bases 2312 to 3103 code for a protein of 263 amino acids. NCBI's taxonomy places the organism in Eukaryota, Metazoa, Chordata, Actinopteri, Pleuronectiformes, Cynoglossidae. The record is from RefSeq and is a predicted model, not a curated record.